Pelagomonas calceolata is the source of this 2528-nucleotide messenger RNA. The record is from the annotation of a GenBank genome assembly. Lineage: Eukaryota; Pelagophyceae; Pelagomonadales; Pelagomonadaceae.
UUUAAUUGCGUAACGCCUAGACAGAGUAUAGCUAUGCGCGAUCUGCGCACAUCCGUCGCAGACCGGGUGCUAGUGAGCCACCGACAUACGCGCCGGCGAGCUAACAACUUCGAGGGACAUGGGGUCGCUUUUUUCGAGCGUGGAACAAUAUAUGUGGGGGACUUCUUUGGUGGAAUGAUGCAUGGGGUUGGGACCUACACCUGGCCGGACGGAACGAAAUUUGUGGGCGAGUUUACACGCAAUACUAUCACAGGUAAAGGAAAAUACAUCUGGCCCGAUGGAUCUUCCUACAAGGGUUCAGUUCUGAACGGACUUUGUCAUGGAUAUGGUGUAAUGCAUGGCGUGAAUCAUGGAAUCCCUUGCUACAAGGGAGAUUGGUGUAACGGGGCCAUGCAUGGUACAGGAAUAUUGUAUUACAACAUAGAUAGUUCCUGCUACUACAAAGGCGAAUGGAGUUGCAAUAAGAGAAGUGGCCAUGGCACAAUGCAGUAUGAAAGCGGCAAUUACUAUGAGGGGGGGUGGAAUCAGGAUGUUAAGUGUGGUGCGGGAUUAAUGCUGUGGCGGCAUAGACUGGAAUACUAUGAGGGUGAGUGGUGUGAUGAUAAACAAAACGGCAAUGGUGAGCAUAUCUGGAUUGAUCUGGCUGAAGGACAUACAGCCCAAUCUGCCCAGCAAGGAUGUAAUCGUUACCUUGGUCAAUGGAAAGAUGGCCAAAGGCACGGAAUAGGUACCUUUUCUUAUGCAAAUGGUGCACGUUAUUUGGGCGAUUGGGUUCAGGGGCAAAAAGAAGGAAUGGGAGUAGUUAUGCGAGAUGAUGGCGCCUUGUGUAGUGGCACCUUUCAUUCGGAUCGGAUUUCACAAAGCUUUACAAAAUCGGAACCUGAGCUUGCUUCCUGUGCGGCUGAAUCUCAAGUAUAUCUGCAUCUUGAAGACCAAGUUGGCAAAGAUGCGGCAUUGGCUAAGCACGAACAAUUGCGGCUUCAGAGAAUAGUGCUGCGACACAAUUCUGAUUUGAGAGGAGCAUACUCCAGGUAUUCUUUGUUAGAACAUGGUAGGCCUGGCGGACAUUUACCCACAAUGACCUCAUCUUCAUUUCUGCUUUUCUGCAAAGACACUAAGAUCAUCCCCACUCUAUCUCAAAGUUUAGUCCAGAGCAUCCUAAAAAGGCUGUUCCGCCAACACAAAAGCACAGUCGCUUCUGCCAUGUUGCAACAUAGAAGCGAAUGUAAAGAUACAGAGCAAAGCGACAGCCCGGGGUGGCGGUGCCCACUCAAUGCAGGCACUCUCAGUUCAAGCCAUAAGCAAGCAAGAGUGAAACUUGCUGGUCGAUCACUAUCAUACAGGGAGUUUGUUGAAGCAAUUGUGCGCAUUUCCUUCGUGCUUAUCAAUUGUCACGCUCCUGCCCUCUCAUUAUCUGAUGCAUUGGACUUAUUCAUCACUUGCUUUGUGUGUCCCAUAGGCCACCGGAGCCCACGCGCAAACUUAUCGAACGAGCGGAAUUAUGCAAUUAAGAGGCCAAAUGGUCCCUGGUGCGCAGAAUUGCUCUUUCAAGUAAGUGCUACUCUAAGUUCCGUCACAUCGCAGUUAGAGACAGUUGCAAUUCGACCUAUUCUCACGAUUCUUAUUUUGCUAUACAACCAAGAACCACUGAACUGCCGAAAUAAGUGCUUAUCUAAAGCGCUAGAUAUUGUGCUUGAUGUCUAUGAGCACAGAACUAGGGUGUGGGAGGGUGACAACUUAUCAACUGCGGCUGUCGUGCUUCUCUGCAAUGCUGAAUUGAAUAUAGCGGAGGUAGCGGAGAUAUUCAUGCGAUCAAAAGUGAUGCUAAGCCCUUCAGCAAGCGAACUUGAAUCAAGCACUGCUGUUCCUUUCAAAAAACAAUUGUUGAAGGCUACAAAGCAGGCUCUGGCAAUCGAAGCAAAUGCCGACUGUCCCUAUUUUCCAGGGCGGGCUAUACACAAAGUAAAUGUUGGUGUGCCAACUCGCCAGGGCGUCCCCACGAGUGGAUCUAUUUAGGAUUCGCGCGCGAGCUACGGCCCGGUGAAGUUGGUUCUCCGUCACGCCGUUUCGGCCUAACGGGGGCACCUGAGGGCAAUGGGGCCACGCCGGGCCAGCCCAAGAAACACCAUAGCCAUUGGAACGCUCAGGGACAGCCGAGUUAGCCAGAUAAGGCGGUGCGCGAGAAAUUAGUGGGAGGUGAGAAGCAUUAUCGGAGAAUCAGCCAUCUUCUACGGUGAGAAACACGCUGAACUGGACAAGCACGUGAAGCGAGCAGAAGGCAAUUCUAUGAAAAAUUUGAUUUUGUCCGGCAUUGAAACAGCGCGCAAGGAACUCGUUCAACUUGAAGAAAAAUUGAAUUGCAAAAACACUAAGUUUGAAAGUUGCUCAGUCGCUUGCAUAACGGGGGUGCAGGUUAGGCUAGGCUAGGGUUAGAACCCUAGCGGCGAGCUAGGCCCAACCCCAAGUCGGGUAAUUUAAGAUGUGGACACACCCUCCAUGAGUCCUCUUUAAGCUACUGCGAAUCUUAA